AACUAACGUUAAUUACAAUUCAGUUAGCGUUCGGAAUUGAGUUUCCCAGCCUUUAGUUAAGCAUCAAAUCAAUGCCACAAAUAUGAGUAUUAAUACAAUUCAGACGAAAGCCGUGGACAAGAAGCUGAUCCUCUAUGCGUUGGGCAUAUUUGUCACGUACUUCUACUUCGGUAUCCUUCAGGAGAAGAUAACCCGAAGCAAGUAUGGGUCGAGUGGUGAGCCCUUCCGGUGCACUGUGUCUCUGGUGUUCAUCCAGUGUCUCGUCAACGCAUUGUUCGCCAAAAUAAUGUUGAUGACGUUUAUGAAACAAGGAGUCGAUUCCACCACUAAGUGGUAUUACUUCUUCAGCUCGUCAUCCUAUUUGGCGGCAAUGGUUGCCUCCAAUAUGGCUCUUCAACACGUGAAUUAUCCGACACAAGUGGUCGGCAAGUCUUGUAAACCCAUUCCAGUGAUGAUAUUGGGUGUGCUCGUCGGCCGCAAACGAUACCCACUUCUCAAGUAUUUGUUUGUGUUUUUGAUUGUCUGUGGGGUCGGACUCUUCAUGUUUAAGGACAGCGCCGGUAAAUCGAGUGGCGCUUCGGCCUCCGCUUUGGGCGCCGGCGAGCUGUUGCUGAUAUUUUCAUUGGCGAUGGACGGACUGACCGGUGCUUUUCAGGAGAGAAUGAAGAAUGAAUAUAAGACCCAAUCGGGACAUAUGAUGCUACAGAUGAACGUCUGGUCCACUCUCACUCUCGGUCUCAUUCUCUUGGUUUCCGGGGAAAUAUGGACUUUCCUCGAGUUCGUGGGCCGCUAUCCAUACGUUAUCUACAAUAUAAUCUCAUUUUCAGUUCUCAGUGCUGUCGGACAGAUGUUUAUAUUCCUAAUUGUGGCCAACUUUGGACCCCUUCCCUGUUCUAUCACCACAACCACCCGUAAAUUCUUUACAGUUUUAGGUUCUGUUAUACUGUUUGGCAACUCCCUGUCCAAUCGGCAGUGGUUGGGAACUUCACUCGUAUUCAUAGGCUUAGCUUUGGAUGCUUUUUAUGGCAAAAAUAGUCCAAAACCAAAAUCCGUUAAAUGACAUGAAGUUAUAUAAUAUUUAUUAAUUAUUUAUUUUAAUUUAAAAUAAUAACAGAAUAUAUGAUAAAAAAGUAUAACAAAUCUCUAAAUCCCUGUAAACCGGUAUGAAAAUUAAUAUAAAAUUUUGCGUCUAUUUAA
This is a messenger RNA of Oppiella nova, 1197 nucleotides long. NCBI's taxonomy places the organism in Eukaryota, Metazoa, Arthropoda, Arachnida, Sarcoptiformes, Oppiidae. The record is from the annotation of a GenBank genome assembly.